Molecule: messenger RNA, 1981 nt
Organism: Drosophila eugracilis
Lineage: Eukaryota; Metazoa; Arthropoda; Insecta; Diptera; Drosophilidae
Gene: Jhbp15
Exons: 5
Coding region: 6-743 (245 amino acids)
Source: RefSeq, a predicted model, not a curated record
CCGAAAUGAGGUUAACAUUAUUUUUUUGCUAUCUGUGGGUGGCGCUCGUUACGGGUCAGCUGCCUCCUGAUAUUGAGAAAUGUGAGGCUGGCGAUUCCACAUGCAUAGCGGAAACCGUCACCCGUAUUCUACGAUUGCAUCCCAAGGGUCUGGCCUCCAUUGGAUUGGAUGCACUCGAUUCUAUUGGUUUCGAGAAUGUAAUCGUUAGCCGGAUAGAACCGGAUGGCUCAGCAACAUUAGAUCUGAGAUUCCAUAACUUGACUGUUAGGGGAUUUGCGGACUCUACAGUGGCGGAGGCAAAAGGAUUCGAAGCAGAGCUGCCGCGAGUUCUGGAGAUUGGUGGCUGGAUUCCAUUGCUGAAAUUAGAAGGCUUUUACGAGAUGCAUGGUAGUCUGCUUUCGAUGCCUAUUCAAGGAAAAGGUCAGGCCCAAGUGGAGAUCAAGGAAUGUCGAUUUCGCUGCAAAGUGAGAGCUAUGGAGCAAUUUCGCGAGGACGGCAAACGAUAUGUUGAGAUCGCCAAGGUCAAGUGCUUACUGGAUGUGCAGGGCAUGCAUCUGAAUUUUAAAAAUCUAUUCAAUAACCCUGAGUUAAGCGAUGCCAUGAACGAUGUUGCCAAUGCCAAGUGGCUGGAUAUUUGGCAUACUCUUCGCAAGGGUAUCACCUCAGCUGUGGAUCAACUGGUUGAGUCGAUCCUUAAGCGAGUGGCUGACAAGUUGUCCUAUGAUGAUUUCUAUAGGAACUAGAUGACUAAUUUUUAUAGGUUACAUUUUAAUUUAUGUUUUGUUCAAGUUAAAUCUGUGCACUGUUAGUUUCCCUCAAUUCAUUUGAAUUAAAGCGAAGUUCUCAAGCUAUGGCAAAGGAUUCUGAUUUAGAAGCUAGAAAGCGCUUUAUUAACCGGUUAAAGCUCCCCAACUAUAAAAAUAAUCGUUUGACUUCAAGCGUGUGGCAGUAGGAACAAUGCAAUUGACACUAGCAUGUCUCGUUCUAUUCGCUCACCUGGUAGCAGCCAAUCAAUUACCUCCUGAAAUAGAGAAGUGCCAUUACAAAGACAAUAAAUGUCUAGUGCGCAGCAGCAACGCGGUGUUGCGGCGUUAUGGGAAAACAGGACUCCCGGCUAUGAAUUUGGAUCCACAGGAUGUUUUUACAGUUUCCCCCUAUAAGCUUGUGCGGGGGAAUCGGAAGCUACCCUUCUGGCAUGACUGGGGAAUUUGUGAUCAAUGGCUGUAUGGUUACGAAAACACCUACAUUACCAGGAUUCAGGGUGUCGACCCAGAUCCUAGGCGGUCGCAGGUGGAGAUACAUGGUGGAGUACCGAGCGUUAGGUCUACGCUUCGUUUUAAUUUCAUUUCGAAAUUUCUCACCUUAAAAAUCAAUGCAACUGGUCGAGCUAAUUCAGAUUUUCAGAAUCUUCGGUUUAUCACUAAAUUCUCUUUAACAGCUGACGAUAAGGGAUAUGUCCAAAUCUACAAACUAAGUCUAAACAUAGAAAUGGAUCGCUGGAUUCAAGAGCUGGAAGAUCUUUUUAUAAGCAAUACAGAUCUUACCAUUAUCGCUAACGAAUGGCUGAACAAGCACUGGCAGGAGUAUUGGGUGGAUAUCGAACCGGAAGUAACGGAAUUCAUGCGUCUAAUCUUAAUUGAUAAAUUUAACAAAAUUUUUAGCGCUCUUCCAUAUAAAGAGUGGUUUCUUCCUUAGUUUGACAUAGCGUAUUAUUUGGCUUAUUAGAUGAAAUAUAAAAAAGAAAUUCUUGUGUGUUGAAAGCUUAAAAACUAGAAGCUUUUCAGCUUAGCAUUUUGAAACGGGUAGGUCGAUUUAGCAGUGCUAAUAUAAAGCAGUAAAUUAUUUUGUCAAAGCACUGAGAAAAAUCAACAAUUUAUAGUUUAUCGAAGUACUCUUAAGCGUAAUAAAUAUAUUUCAGUAUUUUACUCCUACUUUAUUAUGUAUAUACUCAGUUAAUAAAUAUCUUGUCUUGCUUUUUUAA